Messenger RNA from Bacillus rossius redtenbacheri, 6017 nucleotides. It is a transcript of the gene tipE, whose product is annotated as protein tipE. The coding region runs from base 182 to 1357 and encodes 391 amino acids. Gene Ontology annotation, biological process: regulation of sodium ion transport. Lineage: Eukaryota; Metazoa; Arthropoda; Insecta; Phasmatodea; Bacillidae. The record is from RefSeq and is a predicted model, not a curated record. The transcript is spliced from 3 exons. Gene Ontology annotation, cellular component: plasma membrane. Gene Ontology annotation, molecular function: sodium channel regulator activity.
AGUCCGCACCGGGCUGCCGGGAGGGGGUGUGGCGACGCCGACGGCCGGCCGACGAGGGAAGGUUGUUCGGCGGGCGAGCGUACGCGGCCAGGGGUGACUGCAGGUGGCGAUGGAGGAGCGGUGAAGCCGGGGCCAGCCAGAGAGAGCCCGGCCAGCGGCGGGCCAGUCCGCCCGACGGACGAUGGCCGACGAGCCGGAGAUCAUCCCGCAGACGUUCCUCGAGAAGCUGCUCUUCUACACCACCGCCUUCUUCGUGCUGCUGGGCACCUUCAGCCUGUUCGCCUUCCUGUUCCUGGUGCCGUUCGUGAUCGAGCCCGCCUUCACCACCAUCUUCAUGGAGUUCGAGCCCGAGGCGGCCAGCUGCCGCACGCUGGACGUGGAGACCCGCCACGGCGUGUCCAACUGCAGCUGGAGCAGCUGUCGCGAGGGCUGCACCAAGGAGGUGUACGAGUGCACGCAGAUCCGCGUCAACUACAAGGUGUCCUCGCCGCCCGACGACGACGAGGUGGCGAGUGAGCUGCGCCAGCUGCGGGAGGAGGCCGUAGAGGUGGAGCUGCACGAGUACCUGCGCAACAAGAGGUCGACGACCCCGCGCGGAGGCAGCAGCUACCUCUACUACAUGCGCGCCCUGCGGCGGCUGGUGGGGGGGCCCGAGCCGCGGCGCUACCGGCGCGCCAUCCGCGACUACGACUACCCCAUCGUCGAGGAGGAGGAGGUGUUCGAUCUGCAGCCCGAGGAGCCGGAGGACCUGGAGGAAGAGCGCACCGGGCUGAUGGGAAACGACUCGGAGUGGUACUACGUCGGCGCCAAGCUGUUCCCGAACGUGAAGGGCUGCGGGUACCCGCCCAUGCUCAACUGCACCAUCUUCCUGAAGAAGUACAAGGAGGUGGGCACCAAUUUCUCGUGCUACUGGAGCCACAUCGACCCGGGACUGGUGAUCAGCGACCUGGACAUGCACCAGGUGUACAUGAACCUCGUGUACGCCAUGGGGAUCCCCAUACCUUCCUUCAUCGCGUCCGUCAUCUACCUCACGUUCGCCUACUUCAAGAUCUACAACGAGGACGAGGAGGAGGCGCUGGUGAAGGACGACGGCGACGGCGACGGCGACCCGGAGAAGGCGGGCAGCCCCACGGCGCAGCUGACCAGCGGUGCCAUCACGCCCGGCAGCGAGGUCUUCCGCGAGGACCUCAUGAGCUUCGGCCACCAGCUGAAGGUGGCCAUGGCGGACGAGAUGAGCCGCGAGAGCUUGGGCGACGCCGUGUCCGCCAUCGGCAACUCCAACUCCGUCACCGGGAACAUGGCCAGGUCGAUGACCACGAGCAUCUCCGCCUCCCACGGGCCAAUCGCCAACGUUUGAGGCGGACCCGCGGGGUGGGCCAGCCAACCAGAGCAGCGAGUCCCCGGCUGCGGCAGGCCAGUCCUCCGUCCCCUGGAGCGCGCGAGUUGUUCCGUUAUCUCUUCUUCAGCGUGCUGCACUACACUCGGCCAAGUUCUUUCAACGCCUCAUGGGACAGAUAUACCUACAACAAUCUCGAUAACCUUAUCAUUUGACACAAUUCCCUCAACAGAUCAUGUCAAAGCAAAAUUGACCACGAUGAGCACUGGUGCGCCUGGCUUCAGGGAACGGAAUGCCCAGUGUGCUCUUAGGCACUAACCUGGGUGGGGCGGCAACCCGUGCACAGAGCGUAAAUGGAGCCACGUGCAACCAAUCAGGACCUACGAGUGCUUUGCAUCGAAAUGGCGUGCUGUGUCAUUUCACAUCUGUAUACUUGCCUGUUCUGUGAUUGUGUCGCUUGGGCCAUUAUGCCUUCUGGAGCUCGAAUGACGGACGAACAAGUGUCAAGUUUAGCCCUUGUCGAUGUCGAACUAGCAUAUCUAUGCUUAAGUUUGCUGAAACCUUUUGACUUCAUUGGGGGCAGUUAUUGCUCACAAUUAGUAAAUUGUUUCCAAACAUGCAAUCAAAACAUAUAAGGUACUGAUGAAUUUUUAUUGCAAAUCAGUAUUUUGAAUAUAUUAAAUUAUAAGUUACCCGAUGAAACAUUAUGUUGAGAGGCGCUUUAUUGUUUAAUUUGUAAUAUAUAUAAAUUUUUUUGCAAUUUGUUAAUAAAUGCGCAACAAUUUUGAUGUAUUUGGCCGUUAUUUCGUCCAUUUUUCACAGACAUGAUAAAAAGGACCAAGUCGAAAAAAUAUUUUUCAAAUGUACACAAGCAAGUUUGUAAACUAAUUUAGAUGAUAAUACUAAGCCUAGAAGAAGUUUCUGUCACGAGUUCUCACCUUUUCCUCAACUAAGGAAACCUAAGUGUUUUUAUUUGGCCAUACCUGCAAUAGUAUCAACUAUCAAGGAAAAGGAUACUAAAGGAACCUAAUUUAUAUUUAUAAUUGUCUAUGACUCAUCUACCAUCCCUGUGAUCAGCUUAGCUUGUAUUUGAUGUAAAUAUGCCACUUCCUUAAUAAUUCAGCAUUUGUUUUUAUAUAGGUAGUCUUUAAACUGUUACAUUUACUUUUUAUAUAUUUCAUGUAAAUGUUUGUCUAAUACAAAUCAAAUUUUUUGUACCAACUUGCACACAUUCCGAGUGCAAACAUUUCUUUCAUGCUGUAACAAUCUACAUAUAAAGACAUGGAAUGUGUGUUGAUGUUAACAAUGGAUUCACCUGCAUUUUCCCAAGUUAGCACAAAACCUGUACAGUGUUUGGAACUGUAACUUGGAAGUAGCCAGGAGUUGUGGGAGAGCCAAACAAAGCUUUAUCAAGAAUAAAUUUUUGAUAGGCCUGUUUUUGGGGGUUUGAGGAGAGUGGUCUGGAAAGCCUCCUUCCUCCCCUUCCCACCCUCACCAUUCACAGAAAAGUGUUAGGUCCGGUUUUUCUCCCCCAGAAAAGUUUUCAAAAGAUGAUCCUUUUUAAAAACAAUUUUUUUUGCUAGUUUAUUACCUUCAAGUGCUUUUUUUUUUUAAAAAAAAAACGUGCAAUUUUUUAAUUAAAUGUGACACUUAAGAACCAUAGAUCCUUACAAUACAUACUUACUACUUAUGCUUAUGAGUGUGUUCAAAUAUGUGUUGUAAGUGGAGGUUAAUUACUCUAUAAUUUUUCAUAUUCAAUGGCCAUAAAUUAAGUAAUAUAUUCGUUAUUUUGAGCUGAUUAGUGAGUUUCCUUAGAAGUAGCCCCUCCCUGCCCCACCCUUGAACUGUAAUAUCAUGUAAAAUCCGAGCUCCAAUAAAAUUAAUCUUUAAGUUCACUUUUUGUAGAAAAAUGAAAAAUACUGAGAACAGAUAUAAAGCAAAAUAAAAUUUGUUUGGAUAAAAACAGUGAAUAGGAUGUAUAUACAUAAAAGUAUGUGUAAACCAUGUAUACAAAAUCAGAAAUUUUUGAAAAUGAGUGGCAUUAUGCAACUUUCUAGUGAUAAUUGUGAAUCACUACAUAGUAUAAAACAAAGUUGCUUCCCGCUGUCUGUCUGUCCCUAUGUAUGCCUAGAUCUUUAAAACUACGCAACGGAUUUUAUUGUGAUUAAUUUUAAUAGAUAGAGUGAUUCAAGAGGAAGGUUUAUAUGUAUAAUACAUGGAUAAUAUAGUAGAGAAACACUGAUAAUUUUAGAGGUUUCUAAUGUGAUGUCGUAAAUAAACACAUUCUUUUUGCGCUUACAUUGCAAACGCUGGCUGAACCCUACGAGAUAGAUCAAAAUAAUGUACUACAGUAUUGUACACCUUUAAAAGGUCUACAAAAAAGUCCGGGAUGGUAUAUGUCUAUCUCUUAGUGAUAACCCACAAUAAAAAUUUUUAUCCUUUACUUUUUACGAGAAAUAAUGGCUUAUUUACGAAGCGAUUUUAAGCAAUACAGCAUUAAUCCUUAUCCAAUUAAGUACCUUAAAUACAUUGUGCAUUUAAAAUAGAUCAAUAUGGCCCUUCACAGCAUGUAAUUUAAAUGAAUAUUUUCGAAGAUAUUACAGAUUUAAAAUGCAGGGACAUAGCGGUUGCGGCGGUACCGGCCGGGGGGCCGGCGGCGCGUGCCUAUAAAUAGCGCGUCGAAGGCCGCGCUUCGCCCUACAACACUUUAUGAUUAGCAGCGAUCGCACGCGUUUAACGUUGCAGGCUUAGAUUUGAGCAUUGAGUGUUUUUCACAUGGCCAAUUAUAUGUCACUCUUUCAAGAGUAACCUCUAAAGAAAACAUGUUUGUAUUGUCUAAUGACCAAAAAAAGCUGUGAACAUUGUAUAUAAAGACAUUCCUUAGUAUAUUUAGUAUCAGCAUUGCACCCGUGCUAAGUCGGGCGGGUCGCUGGUACACAGAUUAAUCAAGAAUUUUAUUAUUUCUGAAACAAUUAGUUGGACACGAAUGAUAGAGAGCCAUUAGCAAAGAACAGUGAUUUAUAGUGAAAUGACACAGAUUAUAAACCCUUAACCAGUUCAUUAUUUAAAAUGCUUUUCAUCUUUCCUAAUUAUUGCAAAUAAAAAUGUUUGUCGCAGUUAAAUAAAUGUUUUUAAAACCCUAAAAAAAUAUCAUUAAUUAUUUAUUCGAUGAGAGUUACAAUUUAGAGUUCAAAACGUGUAGUAGUAAGAUAAUGGAAUGAAAGACGAAAAACAGCAAUUACAAAACAAUAAAGCAUAUUACAGCACCAUUGCCUGUCGCUUAGAAGCCAUAAACAGCGUGCUGUUCAGGAAAAUAUCUGAUUGUUUGGACAGGCAGUUGUUGACUCACAUCUGUGUGGUGUGAAGGAGUAUUUGGAAUGUCGGUUCCAGCGGAGUCUUUUCACUUGUAGUACUUCAAAACAAUACAAAUUUUUCUUGAGCUCUAGGUGUUUGAAACUUUGUUUUGAGUGAGGGAAAGCCAGGAUACAAAAAAUAAAGAAAUGUGAAUGCAUUACUUUCUUGAUUAAACUCCGUCUAAAUAUGAUGCAUCAAAGACAUAAUGGUUAGUUAUAUCAUCCCUCUUCAAUUAGAAUAUUCAUAUCACUGUAUUCAUUUUGAGAACUGUGGUUAGCGAAAUUCAUUGUAAGACAUUCUGUAGCAAUGUCGAAAUGACAGAUGGAAGGCUGGUCACGUGCUAUUGGUUAUCAGUGUGACAUACCGCAGAGGCGCGCUGCUCUGUUGAAUUGCUGCAUUUACAUGGACAGCUAGUUUAAAAAUUUUUUAAGUGAAACACUGGAACUUAUUUAAGUUUUAUUUGACAGGCAAUGUGCAAUCACACAUUAAUGGAAUAGGUACUAUAUUUUAUUGAUUAUCUUUGACAAAAAUUUGAGGAUAACUGUAACGUAAUAAGUAACAAUAAAAACCUAUGUGUGACAAUAUGUUUUUGCAAUUAGUGUAAGAUAUAUAUUAUAUUACUUGAUAAAAUUCACUUCUUAGGCAUGACAUGUAAGUACUCAUUUCACCUGAAUGUGACAUAAAUGAGAUGAAGCGACAACAGACUGAAGCUGUAUAAAAUGAGAAACCAAACCAUUGGCCAAUAUUGUUAUGUUCCUCACUUGCAAAACCAUUAUCAGCAGUGUUAGCAAAAAUGGUAUUCUGGUUAGAAAUUCAUCGAGAUGAGUUCCAGAGUCCCCGAGAGGAGAAAACUGACCCUUUAACAAGUUUCAGUUCUGAUACAAAUAACAGCCAUGUUGCAGUAAAUUGGUAAAGUCUUCUUUUCACUCAGAGUAUUUAAUGACUGUUGACAUCAACACACAUGGACAAAUCUUUUAAAGUUUGCUACCCUGGAAGAGUGGUAUGAUUGUUGCAAUGGGAUAUAUAAUUAUAACCAGUAAAAUUGCUUAAAAAAUGCUUUUGUGAAGAAAAUUUUUUGUCCUACAUUUAUUGUUUAUGAAAAUUCUGCUGCAAUGUAAGCUUACUUUUAUUGGAAAUUCAUACCUAACAAAACACACAUUCUCAUAACUUACUAAUGUUUCAUAAAUGCAAUAAAUGUUAUUUUAUUUACUGUAUUUCUAGCUUAAGUAACUCUUUGAGAGUGUUCUUGCUUGAAAUCAAAAUGUCUGUGAUUUGUAAUUAAGUGUGUUGCUAAAGUUAAAUUCUGUAAUAAAAUUGUUGAUUGCAA